AGAGAGAGAGAGAGAGAGAGAGAAAGAGAGAGAGAGAGAGAGAAAGAGAAAGAGAGAGAGAGAGAUGUGGCUAAAAGAGUAGGGUUAGAAAGAUGAGUAGAUGAGUUUGGUUACAGUUUUUGUGCUUUGGUGGUCGCAGAUGACCAAAGGUAUUAAUCCCAACUCUGACCAAAACCUGCCACCCUUUGCAGAAGCAUCAACAGCCCUCUCAUAGGCCAAAGUGUGGGUUUUGUAUUUAUUGGUGUUAUUGGGGUGUGGACUCCGGAGAUUGAAGGGGCAGGAUUUUUGUUUUUUUUGGGAUCAGCAGCAUCGCCAGCAGUAGUAUCAGGUUUCAGAGGCGGUGGCAGUAGCAGAUAAAGAAGAACAAGCAACAGCCAGAAAAAGGAAGCAAAUCAAAAAAGUUGUUGGAAGAGCAAACUGAGAAGGCUAGGAAUCUGGAUUACCAGAGGAAUCAUCAGAAUAUCGACCAAACACAAGAACAAAACCUAGGCACAUACAUCCACUACCAACAUGGCCAACUCCUCCAAAACGAAGCCAUAAAUUCCUACCAAACAGAAGCACCCGACAAGCAAAUUUUUGGCCAAAUCAUAGACUAUGCAGAGCACAGGAAAGGAAUGGGCAUGAAGAGCGCUGGAGGAGAGAUAGUCCAAGUCCAAGGAGGCCACAUUGUCCGAUCCACCGGCCGGAAAGACCGGCACAGCAAAGUCUACACAGCAAAAGGUCCCCGGGACCGCCGGGUGCGGCUCUCAGCCCACACCGCCAUUCAAUUCUACGAUGUUCAAGACCGGUUAGGCUACGACAGGCCCAGCAAAGCUGUGGACUGGCUCAUCAAGAGGGCAAAGUCCGCCAUUGACAAGCUAGCUGAGCUGCCGCCAUGGCAUCCAACUGGUACUUGUAGCGCUACAGCAGCAGAACAAGCAGACCCAAAUGCAGGCUCAGCAGACAUGACAAUAGCAGAGCAAUCAGAGUCUUCCGGCUACAACUUUCAGCUCCACAGGCAAUUAGCUGAGAACCCAGAUGAGAAUUCAAACUUCAUUCCACCAGCUCUAGACUCCGAAUCCAUGACAGAUACCAUGAAAUGUUUGUUCCCCACAACCUCUGCAAACUCCUCUCUCAAUUUCCAGAGCUACCCACCUGAUAUAAUUUCAAGAACCUCCAACCACACCCAAGAUCUCGGCCUAUCUCUCCACUCUUUCCACGACCAUUCAGCUCCGAACGACCAGAACCUUUUUGCAGGCUCCGCUCCCGUGGGAUUCGACGCCAAUUACCAGAGGAUGGUAGCUUGGAACAGCGACACAAACGCAGAAAACAGAGGUGGUUUUGUCUUCAACUCUCCGGCAUUGGCACAACAAGCAUUGCUAGGCCAAGGCUCACCAUUUUCACAGAGGGGACCCCUUCAGUCCAGUUUUGCACACUCCGUUCGGGCUUGGGAUGAUCUUACUAUUGCUUCAUCGCACUAUCAGAAAACACAGCCAAUUCACCAGUCUUCCAUGUUCGGAAGCAGGUUUGCCACCGACGGAUUGCCGGCGUUUUGCAUUCCGGCGACAAUUCAGGGUGAGGAGGAGCAUAGUGCCAGUAGGCCAUCCUCCACUUCUCCCAAUUCCCACCAUUGAUUGAACAAGAGCUGGACUAGUUUCCUUGCCAUUAGGAUUUUGAAGAUUCUACUGUUGGAUAAUCGAAUGCAAGGAAGAGAAUCCAGUCAAUUCAAUGGUCUACCGUGGGAAGAAAUUAUCUGGUUGGAUUCAACAGUUUGGUUUUUUCUAUGAUUAAUUUUAUUUUGGAUGCUCUAUUGCUUACUAAAAAGUGUUCUGUUCAAGCUCAACUUUGUUUAAUACGUGCUUAAAUUGUUUAAUUAAGUAAUAUUAUCUUUGUUUUUGUUAAA
Alnus glutinosa is the source of this 1882-nucleotide messenger RNA. Its product is annotated as transcription factor TCP4-like. The record is from RefSeq and is a predicted model, not a curated record. Gene Ontology annotation, cellular component: nucleus. NCBI's taxonomy places the organism in Eukaryota, Viridiplantae, Streptophyta, Magnoliopsida, Fagales, Betulaceae. Gene Ontology annotation, biological process: regulation of secondary shoot formation. Gene Ontology annotation, molecular function: sequence-specific DNA binding; DNA-binding transcription factor activity. The coding region runs from base 615 to 1613 and encodes 332 amino acids. The transcript is spliced from 3 exons.